Messenger RNA from Coniosporium apollinis CBS 100218, 1626 nucleotides. RefSeq lists its product as uncharacterized. The record is from RefSeq and is a predicted model, not a curated record. The transcript has 3 exons. Gene Ontology annotation, molecular function: carboxylic ester hydrolase activity. The coding region runs from base 1 to 1626 and encodes 541 amino acids. NCBI's taxonomy places the organism in Eukaryota, Fungi, Ascomycota, Dothideomycetes.
AUGCGUUCCUGGCUCAGCGUGAACAGUUUUACCGCUCUAGUAGCACUCUGCAGUUUUCAAGUCAAGGCAGAUGAUGGUGCUUCUCCUACAGCCAGGUUAGACUCCGGGCCUAUCGUGGGAACCACCACCGCGCUUCCUUCUGCAACCGCAGUUGUCAACAAGUUCCUUGGCGUGCCCUUCGCUGUUUCACCUCCGGAGCGAUUCUCACCGCCGCAAAGAGCCCGGAGACACGGAGUUCUGAAUACUACAGCGUGGAAGUCGGCAUGUAUCCAGCAGUUCAACUACCCUGAGGCAAGCCGGAACUUCACGAUAUCGACGUUCAACACCCCCGCUCCUGAGGAAAGCGAAGAUUGUCUCUACUUGAAUGUAUAUGCCCCAGCGGCUCCGGCACGAGGCGCUGGACGUGCAGUCAUGGUCUGGAUCUACGGUGGAUCCCUGAGAUUCGGAACUGCAGGACAACGAACAUAUGACGGCUCGUACUUCGCAGCAUAUGAGGACGUCAUCGUGGUCACGGUUAACUACCGCACGAAUGUCUUUGGGUUCCCCGCUUCCCCCGAGCUGCCUCUCAUCGCCCGUAAUCUGGGAUUCCUCGAUCAAAGGUUAGGCCUGGACUGGGUGCAACGUAAUGCCAGAGCCUUCGGCGGAGACCCAUCGCGGGUCACUAUUUUCGGAGAGUCGGCUGGAGCUUUCUCUAUCGACGCUCUACUCACAAGCUUUCCCAAGGGAAGCAAGCCACCCUUUCAAGCUGCUAUACUCCAAUCGGGGCAGUACAGCUACCGAACCACUCCUACAGUGAGCAGCUCGCCAGCAUGGAACAAUCUUACAGCAGCGCUCAAUUGUACUGGACCAAGUGCCCUCGCCUGUGCAAGGGCUGCCCCCGCUAGUGUGAUCAAGAACAUUAUAGAGCGAGGCGCUCUCCAGUUUGACCCCGUCCCUGACAAUCUCACAUUGGUGUCGCGACCCGCACAACGCCGCAUCUCCGGAAACAUUGCGGAUGUGCCCGUCUUAAGCGGUACGACAUCACAGGAGGGCCGUGUGUUCGUUGUUGGCCAGACCAACAUCACCAACUAUGUUCGAACAACGUUCCGCAGUGCUCCAGUAGCACUGCAGGACGCCAUCCUCGCUGCGUACCCCGUGGGCGGCGAGUAUCCAACAGGCUACGACGCCAUCGCCCAGAUAUUCACCGAGUUUGUAUUCCAAUGCCCCCAAGCCCUCUUCGCCAACGCCACAGCCGCCAUCGGCAUCCCAAGCUGGCGCUACUACUUCAACGCCACCUUCCCGAACCUGCAGCGCUUCCCUAAUGCGGGUGUCUACCACGCCUCGGAGAUCGCCAUGGUCUUCCGCACCUACAACAUGAGCACCGCGACCGCCGAGCAGGAUGCCCUCGGCAAGUUCAUGCAGGGCGUGUGGGCGCAGUUCGCCAAGAACCCGCAUGGUGGACCGGGCUGGAAUGCUGUGGGUACUGGUGAUGAGUUCAUUGGUGGAGCGGCCGAUCUGGAUCUUGGGGUAAUUGGAGGUCAGGGGUGGGCCGGGGUGAAGGUUAUUAGGGAGAGUGAGGUUGAUGGUAGAUGUGCGCUGUUUAGGCCGAUUUAUGAGGCUACUACUGGGCUCACGAUUGGGGCUUGA